Molecule: messenger RNA, 480 nt
Organism: Penicillium mononematosum
Lineage: Eukaryota; Fungi; Ascomycota; Eurotiomycetes; Eurotiales; Aspergillaceae
Exons: 1
Coding region: 1-480 (159 amino acids)
Source: RefSeq, a predicted model, not a curated record
AUGUUACAAAGCCGAGGGGAUGGCCAUCCCGACCCAAUACUGCGCGGAAGAGGCGCGGAUGGAUACAAAGAAAGGCCGGAGGACAAAGCUGGGGACCGGAAUGGACUCGGGGAUAGGUAUUCGCACUACCAGUACACUCACGGGUCUCUUUUCUUCAAAGGAAUGUGUAAGCGACCUCACUGGCUUAUCGCCUUUGGUAUUUGCGAUUCGUUGGGAUCGUUCAAGCUCGUGAGGCGGCGUGCCGGCGUGCGCGUCGGAGUUUGCAAUACUGGCAUGAACUGGAAGGCGGAUCCAGUUUAUGAGCCACGCAAAGACGCCGAAAUGCAAAUAGGGACCGGAAAGCAAGCACGGAGUGAGCGUAAAGCGAUUGAAGAGGAUGGUAAUCGAAGUGUCGCCGCGUUCACGGAGCUUCAAGCUGAGCGGAGUGGCUCCGCUUACUCCGCUGACCAAGCGCUUAUGUCGGCGCGCGCUUGCGUCUAA